[Torrubiella] hemipterigena is the source of this 1420-nucleotide messenger RNA. NCBI's taxonomy places the organism in Eukaryota, Fungi, Ascomycota, Sordariomycetes, Hypocreales, Clavicipitaceae. The record is from the annotation of a GenBank genome assembly.
CUGCCCCUGACAGCCACUAGAAAAUGCAGGGCGAAAAAGAAGUUCAGGAGGGCGUCUUCCCCCCACUACGGCUACACUGUAGGCAGGGCCAACGCUUUUUCAUGGGCUCCGCUAAAGCUCAACCUGCCCCCCGACUGUCUGCAUCUGAUACUCGGCAACUAGCAGCAAUCGGCACACAAGCAUCAUCACCCUGUUUGGUUCGCCUGCCAAGAUGAACGCUAUUACAAACCACUUUAGCAAUGGCCCGGUCAUCCCCCAAUCUGUCCAAUUGGCUCUUGCUGGUGUUGGAUCUCUCUUCCUCGCCACCAAGCUCUGGAGCUACCUCCAGCUUGUUCUGAGCGCGUUUUUGCUUCCCGGUACUAACUUGCGCAAGUACGGAAAGCCUGGUACUUGGGCUGUUGUCACUGGCGCGUCCGAUGGCCUCGGCAAGGAGUUUGCAGAGCAGCUCGCCUCCAAGGGCUUCAACCUGAUCCUCGUGUCCCGCACUCUGGCCAAGCUCGAAACCAUCGCCAACGCCAUCGAAGAGAAAUAUGCCGCCAAGUCGAUCAAGGUCAAGAUUCUCGCCAUGGACUUUGCCGAAGACGACGAUGAAGACUACGACGCCCUCGCCAAGCUCAUCAAGGGCCUCGAUGUCGGCAUCCUCAUCAACAACGUCGGCCAGAGCCACAGCAUCCCCGUCUCCUUCCUUGAUACCACGAACGAAGAGCUACAAAACAUUGUCACUAUCAACUGCCUCGGCACGCUCAAGGUUACCAAGGUUGUUGCCCCCAUCUUGAAGCAGCGCAAGAAGGGUCUCAUCCUGACCAUGGGCUCCUUUGGCGGCUGGACUCCUACUCCCUUCCUCGCCACGUACUCUGGUAGCAAGGCCUUCCUGCAGCAGUGGAGCAACGCUUUGUCUUCUGAGCUUGCCGACGACAAUGUCGAUGUCUACCUUGUUCUUAGCCAUCUGGUCACCACCGCCAUGAGCAAGGUCCGCCGCCCCAGCCUCCUCGUUCCCAACGCCCGCGCUUUCGUCAAAUCUGCUCUCGGCAAGAUUGGCCUCGGCGGCUACCAGACUGCUCCCAACACCUACACUCCCUGGUGGAGCCACUCCGUCAUGCUCUGGCUCAUUGAGAACGUGCCUGGCGUCAACAGCCCUGUUACCAUCUGGUACAACAAGAAGAUGCACGUCGAUAUCCGCCGCCGAGCUCUCCGCAAGGCUGAGCGCGAAGCCAAGAAGCAGUAAAGAAUUCGGAUCCUUUUGUCAACAGAUUGGUCUCCUGUCAAGCUGCUAGCUAGUUUCGAGGCUUGUUACGACGAAGAUGUGGUUAUGCUAUAGUACAGCUACACCGCCUUCGUUGAUGAUGCAAACAAACUCUAAUGUAUUAACAUAGUAGUAUGAAUUUUAAUUAUCAAAAUUGAUCUUUUUUAUUGACGCUUU